CUAGUGUCAUGAGUCUGUGACUGAACAGCUCCAGGCUGCGAUCGCUGUGGUGGAAUUAGAGGAGGGCGGUGCAGCCAUGUGCAGCUUCCUGUUUAUAUCAACUAGAUUGGGAGCUAGAAUAAUAAAUCCUGCUGCUUGCAAGGGGUUGAUCUCUGCUACAUACAAGAGGAGUUUAUCUAAGAUGACUUCAGAAGCUCAGUGGCUUACAUCAGAUGAGAGAAUCCAAGCGCUUCAAGAACUUCAGUCCUUAGGAUGGACAGAGAUCCAUGAAAGAGACGCUAUCUACAAAGAGUACAACUUCAAGACUUUUAACCAGGCUUUUGGAUUUAUGACUCGUGUGGCCCUGCAAGCAGAGAAAAUGAAUCACCACCCAGAAUGGUUUAAUGUGUACAACAAGGUACAAAUCACACUGACUACUCAUGACUGCGCAAGAUUGACCAAAAAAGAUGUGAAACUUGCAUUUUUUAUUGAAAAAGCCGCUUCUGCAUAGGAUUUUAAAAUCUGAAUGUCUCUUCUCCUGGCUGUUGUGCUAGGUGUAAUAAUAGACUGAUAAACUGUUUCCCAAGAACACAUCAAUAUUCUGCAGUACAAUCUUCUAACAGUUUCACUGAACUUAACCUCAGUAAUAAUCUAAUAAAAAAAACAUUUAACAACGUGACAGCAACUAAUGUAAUACUUAUCUGGCUAAUUUGAAAAUAAAGAAUUAUUAAUUAA
Molecule: messenger RNA, 714 nt
Organism: Bombina bombina (fire-bellied toad)
Lineage: Eukaryota; Metazoa; Chordata; Amphibia; Anura; Bombinatoridae
Gene: PCBD2
Product: pterin-4 alpha-carbinolamine dehydratase 2
Exons: 4
Coding region: 77-490 (137 amino acids)
Biological process (GO): tetrahydrobiopterin biosynthetic process
Molecular function (GO): 4-alpha-hydroxytetrahydrobiopterin dehydratase activity; nucleic acid binding
Source: RefSeq, a predicted model, not a curated record